CUCGACACAGAGGAGACUGUCCGGUUAACCCCAGCUGGAUCUGUCGACUUCAGCCCAGCGGUUUCGGAGUCGGGCCAGCUCGUCGCCGUAGCAUCCUAUGGGUCUCGGCCAUGGAAAGGUGAUUUCCACGCUCUCGAAACCGAGAUCACCAUCUUUAGUGUCUCAGAACCGGAAAACCGGACCAUCGUUGCCGGCAGCGGCGGAUGGCCGACUUUUUCCGGUGAAUCAACAAUUUUUUUCCACCGUAAGGCCGACGACGGCUGGUGGAGCGUCUACCGCAUCGAUCUACAGGAAAAUUUCGAAGAAAACAUAGCUCGUCGUAUUACCCCGCCUGGGCUGCACGCCUUCACGCCCGCUGCAUCGAACGAUGGGAAGUAUAUAGCGGUUGCCACGCGCAGGAAGGGGAUUAAAUUCCGCCACAUUGAGAUUUUCGAUCUAAAAUCAGAACGAUUCUAUCCGAUUACAGAGACAUUAAACCCUACUACCCAUCACUACAAUCCAUUUUUUUCACCGGACUCGAAUCAGCUCGGAUACCAUCGAUUCAGAGGAGAAUCGAAUGAAAAGAUACCGAAUCUCCUUCCCGUGGCUUCUCCAAUUCAAGGGCUCCAGCUUCUUCGGCUUCACGGCACAUUCCCAUCUUUUUCCCCUGCCGGCGAUCUACUCGCAAUGAACGGUGACUUCUUUGAAUCCCCUGGCCUGAUGGUACUCCGAUCGGACGGUUCGAAACGGUGGACUCUGCUUAAAUCGCCCACUGCGUUCUACACGGCAUGGAGCCCUGUUGAGAAGGGCGUUAUCUUCACCUCUAUCGGCCCGAUCUUUGAUUCCAGCAAGGCCACGGUCCAGAUUGCCCGGAUCUCAUUUAAUCCCGACGAUCUUGACGACAAAAAGGAUGAAAUCUAUGCCGAUGUGAAGAUCCUUACCCGCGGAG
This is a messenger RNA of Dendrobium catenatum, 928 nucleotides long. RefSeq lists its product as uncharacterized. NCBI's taxonomy places the organism in Eukaryota, Viridiplantae, Streptophyta, Magnoliopsida, Asparagales, Orchidaceae. The record is from RefSeq and is a predicted model, not a curated record.